AUUAGAUGUUUGACAGUACGCUUUUUAUCAUGUUUAUGUUUUAUACUCUAAAUAAAUAUGCAAUCUCAAUAAUUCGUUUGAAUAAUUAAUUUAACAAAUAUUUUAUUUGAAUUAUCAAAACAUUGAAUUUUCCAUGAUUUCUAGGGUUGGGUUAAUUAAUUUGUUUCGGUGCAAUUCAUUCAAAGUCUAUCGUUAUUUGUCAACAUCUAAAGGAGUUAAUAACAUGGGUGACUCUCAAGGUGGAAGUGGGGAACCUAAAUUCAAGGUUGAUAAGGAAUCGUUGAAAUCUCGGCUAACCGAUAUCCAGUACAGAGUGACUCAAGAAGCGGCUACUGAAAGGGCAUUCACUGGUGAAUAUUUGAAAUUAAAGGACAAUGGAAUGUAUGCCUGCUUAAUUUGUGAAUCUGAAUUAUUCUCAUCAAAUACCAAAUACGACUCUGGAUGUGGUUGGCCUGCCUUUUUUGAUGUCAUCGAUAAAACUAAAGUAAAGCUGACAGUUGAUAAAUCCCUUGGUAUGGUACGUACCGAGGUAACUUGUGCUAAAUGUAAUGCCCACCUUGGUCAUGUUUUCAACGAUGGACCCAAGCCUACUGGAGUCCGUUAUUGUAUCAACUCUGCUUCAUUGAAAUUCAAGAAAAAUACAUAAAAUAUGAAACAUUAACAGAUUUGA
Tetranychus urticae (two-spotted spider mite) is the source of this 670-nucleotide messenger RNA. RefSeq lists its product as uncharacterized. NCBI's taxonomy places the organism in Eukaryota, Metazoa, Arthropoda, Arachnida, Trombidiformes, Tetranychidae. Gene Ontology annotation, cellular component: cytoplasm. Gene Ontology annotation, biological process: protein repair; response to oxidative stress. The record is from RefSeq and is a predicted model, not a curated record. Gene Ontology annotation, molecular function: peptide-methionine (R)-S-oxide reductase activity.